This is a messenger RNA of Musca vetustissima, 1738 nucleotides long. Its product is annotated as RNA-binding protein Pasilla-like. The record is from RefSeq and is a predicted model, not a curated record. The transcript is spliced from 5 exons. Lineage: Eukaryota; Metazoa; Arthropoda; Insecta; Diptera; Muscidae. The coding region runs from base 1 to 1725 and encodes 574 amino acids. Gene Ontology annotation, biological process: mRNA splicing, via spliceosome; regulation of alternative mRNA splicing, via spliceosome. Gene Ontology annotation, cellular component: nucleus; cytoplasm. Gene Ontology annotation, molecular function: mRNA binding.
AUGCUGCCGUUAUUUGCGGGUGGUUGUGUGUGUGUGCGUCACGUCACGUCUCCCUCCUGUCUGUCCGUCUGUCUGUUCUCUAUAUUUGUUCUAUUUCUAGGUGAGUCUGUUUGUUCUGGAUUAGAGGUUGAAAUUGAAAAUAAUAACAAUCAUUUUCAUGAUGGGGACUCAACCUACCACAUGAAGAUUUUAGUACCAGCCGUGGCCUCCGGGGCCAUUAUCGGCAAGGGUGGCGAAACAAUUGCCUCGUUGCAAAAGGACACAGGUGCUCGUGUUAAAAUGUCCAAAUCGCACGAUUUCUACCCAGGUACAACCGAACGUGUCUGCCUUAUUACCGGCACCGUUGACGGCAUCAUGGCCGUCUUGGACUUUGUCAUGGACAAGAUACGCGAAAAACCCGACUUAACCUCGAAAAUCCUCGAUGCCGAAAGUAAACAGAGUCAGGAACGUGAUAAGCAAGUGAAAAUUUUGGUGCCCAAUUCCACGGCCGGUAUGAUUAUCGGCAAGGGUGGUGCUUAUAUUAAGCAGGUGAAAGAGGAGAGCGGUUCAUAUGUGCAAAUCUCACAGAAACCCAAAGAUAUAUCAUUGCAAGAACGUUGCAUCACAAUUAUCGGCGAUAAGGAGAACAAUAAGAAUGCCUGCAAAAUGAUUCUAUCGAAAAUCGUCGAAGACCCACAGUCCGGCACAUGUUUAAAUGUCUCGUAUGCUGAUAUUAAUGGCCCCGUGGCCAAUUUCAAUCCAACCGGUUCGCCAUAUGCAACAAAUCAAAAUGCCAUCAAUUCGAGUACAGCAUCGUUGAAUUCGACAUUGGGCACAACAAUCGGGGGUGCUGGCACAGCUGCAGGUCUUCUAGUCAACGGUACUGGCAUUAAUUUGUCAUUGAAUUUGAGUUCACCAAAUCCGGCACCAAAUCUAGCUUUAGCCACACAAUUGUUGGAACAUAUUAAGGUCGCUUUACGCAGUUCCGGCUAUUCGGAAACUGCCACCACAGAGGUGUGUGCUGCCUUGGGCGUUCUCGCCAAAUAUGGCGUUCUUGGCAUGGGUGUCGGCCUCCAACAUACCAAUGGUGCCCACACAACACUCGGUAGCUAUUUGGGUGUCUCAGCGUUGGAUCAACAGACCGCUGCAGCUGCCACAGCCGCUACUGCGGGUAAUGUAUUCGGUGCCGUCGGUCAAGUCAAUUUAGAGCAAUAUAGUGCAGCUGUGGCGGCUGCUGCUGCCAAUCGACCCACACAACAGCAAUUGGAUGCUGCCGCUGCGCAAUUUGAUCCAUUCCGUCAUUUAAAUUCAAAUGCUGGUCAGGCUGCCACACCGGUAUCGUUGAACAAUAAUAGCUUUGGGCUGACCGCAGCCACUGGUACAGUGACCACAGCGCCCACAUUGAAUGCGGCAACUGGGGCGCAUGCCUUGAGCGGUAUUAGCAAGAGUCCAACACCGGGUGAUUUGAGUGCCAAGGAUACGAAGAAUGUGGAGAUACCGGAAGUGAUUGUUGGUGCUAUUUUAGGUCCCAACGGUCGUUGUUUAGUUGAAAUUCAACAUAUUUCGGGUGCUAAUGUGCAAAUUUCAAAGAAAGGCAUUUUCGCACCUGGCACCAGAAAUCGUAUUGUAACCAUUACUGGUCAACCGAGUGCCAUUGCUAAAGCUCAAUAUCUAAUUGAACAGAAAAUCAACGAGGAGGAGACAAAAAGAGCGCGACAAAUUCCAUUAGCCACUGUUGUGAAUUAAAUUUAAAGAAAAA